This is a messenger RNA of Carlito syrichta (Philippine tarsier), 2799 nucleotides long. RefSeq names its product neurofilament heavy (gene NEFH). The record is from RefSeq and is a predicted model, not a curated record. The transcript has 4 exons. NCBI's taxonomy places the organism in Eukaryota, Metazoa, Chordata, Mammalia, Primates, Tarsiidae. Gene Ontology annotation, molecular function: structural constituent of postsynaptic intermediate filament cytoskeleton. Gene Ontology annotation, biological process: axon development. The annotation marks the transcript as partial. Gene Ontology annotation, cellular component: axon; neurofilament.
UGCGGCUACCUGCGGCGCCACCACCAGGAGGAGGUGGGCGAGCUGCUGGGCCAGAUCCAGGGCUGCGGCGCCGCGCAGGCGCAAGCGCAGGUGGAGGCGCGCGACGCCCUCAAGUGCGACGUGACGGCGGCACUGCGCGAGAUCCGCGCGCAGCUUGAAGGCCACGCGGUGCAGAGCACCCUGCAGUCCGAGGAGUGGUUCCGAGUGAGGCUGGAUCGACUGUCAGAAGCAGCCAAGGUGAACACAGAUGCCAUGCGCUCAGCACAGGAGGAAAUAACUGAGUACCGACGUCAGCUGCAGGCCAGGACCACAGAGCUGGAAGCACUGAAAAGCACCAAGGACUCGCUGGAGAGGCAGCGCUCUGAGCUGGAGGACCGUCAUCAGGCCGACAUUACGUCCUAUCAGGAAGCCAUUCAGCAGCUGGACGUUGAGCUGAGGAACACCAAGUGGGAGAUGGCAGCCCAGCUCCGAGAAUACCAGGACCUGCUCAAUGUCAAGAUGGCUCUGGACAUUGAGAUAGCUGCUUACAGAAAACUCCUGGAAGGUGAAGAGUGUCGGAUUGGCUUUGGACCAAUUCCUUUCUCCCUUCCAGAAGGACUCCCCAAAAUCCCCUCCACGUCCACCCACAUAAAAGUCAAAAGCGAGGAGAAGAUCAAGGUGGUAGAAAAGUCAGAGAAGGAAACCGUGAUUGUGGAGGAACAGACAGAGGAGAUCCAAGUGACUGAAGAAGUGACUGAAGAAGAGGAGAAGGAGGGCAAGGAGGAGGAAGGGGGAGAAGAGGAGGAAGCAGAAGAAGGAGAGGAAGAAACAAAGCCUCCUCUGGCAGAAAAGGCUGAAUCCCCAGAGAAGGAAGCCAAGUCUCCUGUGAAAGAAGAGGCCAAGUCGCCAGCUGAGGUCAAGUCUCCAGAGAAAGCCAAGUCCCCCAUGAAGGAUGAAGCAAAAUCAUCAGCUGAGGUCAAGUCCCCUGAGAAGGCCAAGUCCCCAGUGAAGGAAGAGGCCAAGUCACCAGCUGAAGUCAAAUCCCCAAUGAAGGAAGAGAUAAAAUCUCCAGCUGAGGUCAAAUCUCCUGAGAAGGUCAAGUCUCCAGCAAAAGAGGAAACAAAAUCUCCAACUGAUGUCGAGUUUCUAGAGAAGACCAAGUCCCCCAUGAAGGAAGAAGCAAAAUCUCCUGCUGAGGUCAAGUCCCCUGAGAAGGCCAAAUCACCUGUGAAGGAAGAGGCCAAGUCUCCAGCUGAGGUGAAAUCCCCUGAGAAGGCCAAAACUCCAGUAAAGGAGGAAGCAAAGUCCCCAGCAGAGGUCAAGUCCCCAGAGAAGGCCAAGUCUCCAGUGAAGGAAGAAGCAAAGUCCCCUGAAAAGGCCAAGACUCUUGAUGUGAAGUCUCCAGAAGCUAAGACUCCAGUGAAGGAGGAAGCAAGGUCCCCAGCAGAUAUGAAAUCUCCCGAAAAGGCAAAAAGCCCUGUAAAGGAGGAGGUCAAGUCCCCAGAAAAGGUCAAAUCUCCUGAGAAGGAGGAUGCCAAGGCUCCUGAGAAGGAGACCCCAAAGAAGGAAGAAGUGAAGUCCCCAGUGAAGGAGGAGGAGAAGCCCCAGGAGGUGAAAGCCAGAGAACCCCCAAAGAAGGUAGAGGAAGAGAAAGCUCCAGCCAUGCCAAAAACUGAGGAAAAGAAAGACAGCAAGAAAGAUGAGUUGUCCAAGAAGGAGGCUCCAAAGCCCGAGGUUGAGGAGAAGAAGGAAUCUGCUGUAGAAAAGCCCAAGGAAUCCAAAGGUGAAGCCAAGAAGGAAGAGGCUGAAGAUAAGAAAAAAGUGGUGACCCCGGAGAAGGAGACUCCUGCCAAGGUGGAGGUAAAAGAAGAAGCUAAACCCAAAGAGAAGACUGAGGUGGCCAAGAAGGAGCCAGAUGCUGCCAAGGCCAAAGAACCCAGCAAACCAGCAGAGAAGGAGCCAGAAAAACCAAAAAAGGAGGAGGCCCCAGCAGCACUGGAGAAAAAAGACACCAAGGAGGAGAAGGCCACUGAGGCCAAGAAGCCUGAGGAGAAACCCAAAACAGAGGCCAAAGCCAAGGAGGAUGACAAGACCAUCUCAAAAGAGCCCAGCAAGGAGGCCCCCACGCCCAGCAAACCCAAGACGGAAAAGGCUGAAAAAUCCUCUAGCACAGACCAAAAAGACAGCAGGCCUCCAGAGAAGGCCAUAGAAGACAAGGCCGCCAAAGGGGAUAAAUAAAGAGUAGGGGAAAAGGAACAUGUGGAGCAGCCAAAGAAACUUAGGAGGGUCCUGGAGCUCAAGGAUCGUUAUAAUGAAUUUUUAUGUUUUCUCUCUUUUAUGGAGAAGAAACUGCUUAGAUGGCGGGCCCUCCACCAAACAGGAAUUUAUGUUAGCAAUAUGUUAGCAAGAGAGAACACUCCCACCCCCUGCCAAACCCUCCCCAGGCGAUGGACAAUUAUGUUAUGAUAGCUUAUGUAGCUGAAUGUGAUAAUGCCGAAUGCCACACGUAAACACUUGACUAUAAAAACUGCCCCCUCCUUUCCAAAUAAGUGCAUUUAUUUCCUCUAUGUGCAACUGACAGAUGACCGCAAUAAUGAAUGAGCAGUUAGAAACACAUUAUGCUUGAGAUGUCUUAACCUAUUCCCAAAUGCCUUCUGUUUUCCAAAGGAGUGGUCAGGCCCUUGCCCAGAGCUCUCUAUUCUGAAAAAGCUCAGCAGGUGGGGCUAGGCGCUGGCCACUGAAUCAUGCCAGGGCGCACUUUCCACUGGAGUUCACUUUCAAUUGCUUCUGUGCAAUAAAACCAAGUGCUUAUAAAAAUGA